GGGUGACAGCAGAAUCAUGCGCUCUCUCAGUUUAUUGCUUGCUUUGAUGCUUCUGAGCUUCAGCUUGCUGAAAUCAGCAAGCGGUGGCCACGGUGGACGUGGUGGUGGUCAUGAUGGACAUGGUGGCCACGAUGGGCGCGGUGACGGUCAUGAUAGACGUGGUGGCCACGAUGGGCGCGGUGACGGUCAUGAUGGACGUGGUGGCCACGAUGGGCGCGGUGACGGUCAUGAUGGACGUGGUGGCCACGAUGGGCGCGGUGACGGUCAUGAUGGACGUGGGGGCCACGAUGGGCGCGGUGACGGUCAUGAUGGACGUGGUGGCCACGAUGGGCGCGGUGGCGGUCAUGAUGGACGUGGUGGCCACGAUGGGCGCGGUGACGGUCAUGAUGGACGUGGUGGCCACGAUGGGCGCGGUGGCGGUCAUGAUGGACGUGGCAAUGAUGGACGCGGUGGCCAUGAUGAUCAUAGUGGCCAUGAUGGCCGCGGUGGCAGCAGCGGUGGCCGCGGUAGCAGUGGCAGCAGCGGUGGCCGCGGUAGCAGUGGCAGCAGCGGUGGCCGCGGUAGCAGUGGCAGCAGCGGUGGCCGCGGUAGCAGUGGCAGCAGCGGUGGCCGCGGUAGCAGUGGCAGCAGCGGCAGCAGUGGCAGCAGCGGUGGCCGCGGUAGCAGUGGCAGCAGCGGUAGCAGUGGCAGCAGCGGCGGCCGCGGUAGCAGUGGCAGCAGCGGUGGCCGCGGUAGCAGUGGCAGCAGCGGUGGCCGCGGUAGCAGUGGCAGCAGCGGUGGCCGCGGUAGCAGUGGCAGCAGCGGUGGCCGCGGUAGCAGUGGCAGCAGCAAUGGCCGCGGUAGCAGUGGCAGCAGCAGUGGCAGCAGCAAUGGCCGCGGUAGCAGUGGCAGCAGCAGUGGCAGCAGCAAUGGCCGCGGUAGCAGUGGCAGCAGCAAUGGCCGCGGUAGCAGUGGCAGCAGCAAUGGCCGCGGUAGCAGUGGCAGCAGCAGUGGCAGCAGCAAUGGCCGCGGUAGCAGUGGCAGCAGCAGUGGCAGCAGCAAUGGCCGCGGUAGCAGUGGCAGCAGCAGUGGCAGCAGCAAUGGCCGCGGCAGCAGUGGCAGCAGCAAUGGCCGCGGCAGCAGUGGCAGCAGCAAUGGACGCGUUGCUCAAGGUCGCGGGCCCUGAUGUUGUGGAUUCAGAUGAAUUUGCCAGCGUCUCCACAUUGGAGUUUACUUUUAAUAAAUGCUUUAAUGCAAAUGAGGUCUUGGGGCUUUUAUUAUAA
Molecule: messenger RNA, 1262 nt
Organism: Danio aesculapii
Lineage: Eukaryota; Metazoa; Chordata; Actinopteri; Cypriniformes; Danionidae
Product: antifreeze protein Maxi-like
Exons: 3
Coding region: 111-1262 (383 amino acids)
Biological process (GO): transmembrane transport
Cellular component (GO): plasma membrane
Molecular function (GO): transmembrane transporter activity
Source: RefSeq, a predicted model, not a curated record